GCAGCGUCAGUUCAACAAGCAGCGGUGGUGCAUCCAAACUAGAAAAAUGUUUUUAUGAAGUCAACCGAAUCCACCAAUCCAAAUACAUUCGCAUAUGUGUGUCAACUUUAAGGGCUUUUUUGAUUUUUUUAAACUUAAAGCGCAAUGGACAUCGCUUCGUAUUUACAAUGUUUUGAAAAGAGUCUGAGCUCAUACUCAGGACCCGACCCUCUGGAGCCAUGGGACAAGUUUGUGGAGUACCUGGAGCAGAGUCUACCCGAAGGCAGCGCCGGGAUGUCGCUGGUGUUCGACAGCCUCGUCCAGAGGUUUCUGAACGUUGAGCGAUACGCAGACGACGUCCGAUUCGUCAACUACUGCAUCAGAUGCGCGAGUUACUAUUCGGACCCCGUGGCUCUGUACAGCCACGUCUUCAGUAAAGGCGUCGGCACCAGGACCGCCGCCCUCUACGUGGCCUGGGCCAAGCACUUUGAAGAGAGGGGGAGGAGGGAGGAGGCCGACGCCGUCUACCAGAAAGCUCUGGAGAACCGAGCCCAGCCGGCCGACACGGUUCUCCACGAAUACAGACAGUUUCAGUCCAGAACCAGGAGCCAGACUCAGCCACCGGCUGGAGCUCAGGUCACUCAUCUAAUCAACCAGACGUCGGCUGCUCAGACAUCCCAUGACAAGGCGUCUCAGGAGCCUUCGUCCCAACCACCUGCAAAUAAAAUGACCAUAAUAGUUUCCCGCUCGGAGACGUCGGGGAGGAUCCAGAGCUCCGGGGCCGAGACCGUGUCCUCCUACAUGAAGGAGGAGCUGGUCUGUGAAGGGUCAGAGCUGUGUUUUGAGGAGGUGCGAGCGGAGAAGUACUUCCGUAAGAUCAGGGAGAAACAGGAGAAGGAGCAGAGGGAGAUCACUGAGAGGACGCUGAGGGAGCAGGAGGAGGGAAUCCUGAACAUUAAAUCCCUGCUGGAUAAAAUUAACCAGGAGCUGGAGAUGUGUGGACAGUUCACCGGACAGACGUCCUCUCAGAAGCCUCCUGUAGCAGAAGCAGCCAACGCUCUGAAUCCUCCUCGGCCCUCAGAGCGACUCAGCAGCCGACGCUCUCUCGGCUUGAGGUUACACACCGAGCCGACUUUCAUCCAGCAGCAGAGACCGGACGUAUCCCAUCAUGCCUCUGUCCUGGCGGAGAGGAACCUCCACCUGGUGAAGUCUGCAGAGCCCGUGGAGCAGGAUGCCGUCGUCUGGAGACCGGUCGUCGUCCCCGGUGACGGUCUCAGCAUCUCAGACCACUUUAAACUACAGGAUCAGAACAACACACAGCAUGACGUCCAGCAAACAGCAGCAGAGCCUGAGGAGAAACUAGACGUGUCACAGGGAGGCACAGCUAACCUGUCUCACGUCACUCCCAACACUUCACUGGGUUUCGUUCAGGCCACACCGUCACGGGUGCUGCCUUCGCCCACUGUCAACACCCGGGAAGCCUUGGGUGUGAUCAUGGACAUGUUCCAGGCCCCAACAUUUCUAGAGGAGCCGUUCAGCAACACCUCAGAGAACGAGUUCGACGCCAGAUGCUCGAGAAACAUGGGAGGCGUCUCUUCAUUAACGAAGCCCCCGACCACAACAACCCCGUUCACCGUCUUCCAGGACGAUAACGACAAAGAAAACAGCCGCGCUGCUCCGCCUCCUGUGACAGAGAAGCUGAAGCCGAGCAGAGCCCUGGCUGAGAUCCCCGCGGUCAAAGCAGACAAACCCAACGAGACGCCUCCCGGGGACCUGAUGCCGGACGAGAGCACCAUGUGGGGCGCUCGCUACAACUCCCUCCACUCGCUGGCGGCGUGUCCCAACAGCACCACCGACUUCGCCAUGCUCGCCGAGUUCGUCUCCACGCCGUUCACCCACAAGACUCCUCUGGGCGGCAACUUCUUCCAGGACCAAGAGAACAACUGUGGAGACGCAGAGGACGAAGACUUCAUCAGACGCCAGAGCAAAAAACUCAGUCCCAUCAUAGAACAGAGUCCGUGUGAUGAGUCUGCUGUCAGUAAACUGGUGGCGCCGUCCUCCCCCAGAGGGGGGACCAUCGUGGGUGAGGGCCUGGCCUCCGCUCACCACUGCCUCACCACCUCCUCCAUCACCAUGGUGCAGCCUCCCCCCCCCACCGUGCUCUCCUUCAGAGACCAGACCCUGGGCCCCGCCGACUCAGCCUCGGGGGGCUGGGAGGUCUACAAGAGCCCGGAGCAGCCCCCCAGACAGGGCCUGUCUCUGGUCCCGUCCCGGCCCAGGAGCGAGCCGUUUAAGAUCAGGGAGGACGUGGAGGACGCCGCCGGCUCGGAACCGGCCCGGGAUCAGCUGGGCGACGUCCCCAUGAGCCCGGAGUGUGCCCUCAAACCGGACUGGCUGGUCGUCAGGAGCCCCGAGGCCGUCGCAGAGACGGACCUGGACGCCUUCCUGAGCCCCCGUCGGCCCAGGACCCAGGACGUCCCCAUGAGUCCGGGGCAGCCGCCCCUCUUCGCCGACGUCCCCAUGAGUCCGGGGCAGAUGAGCUGUGUGGACGAGCCCAUGAUGAGUCCGGAUAGAGGCCCGAGGCCGAGCUCCGACGUGUCCAUGAAGACACCCGGGACGUCUGGGACGACCUCUGGGACGACCUCUGGGACGGGGACGCUCCAGCUGGUGUCAGAUCCCUGGGACAAUGACCUGAUCUCCCAUCUACUGUCCACUCUCACCCCUCCCCUCACCUCCCACCCCCGCUGCAUCACCUGGCAGUGCUCCCUCCCCAGCAUCAGCCCGAAGAUGACCAUCAGCAUGGGGAAGGCGUCCCUCCGGGUGGACUGUGUCCUCGGGGAGGGGGCGUUCGCCACGGUUUACCAGGCCACCGACCCCACCACCUCAGAGAAGAUGGUCCUAAAGGUCCAGAAACCGGCAAACCCCUGGGAGUUUUACAUCAACACUCAGCUGGACGCUCGGCUUCAGCCCGACGUCCGUCACCUCUACAGCAGCAUCCGCUCGGCUCACCUCUUCAGCAACGGCAGCGUCCUGCUGGGAGAGCUGCACAGCUACGGCACCCUGCUGAACGCCGUGAACAUCUACAAGAACCUGAGCGACAAAGUGAUGCCUCAGCCUCUCGUCAUGUACUUCACCGUCUGCCUCCUCCACACGGUGGAGCAGCUUCACGCCAUCCACGUCAUCCACGCCGACAUCAAGCCGGACAACUUCCUGCUGGGAGAGAGGUUCCUGGAGAACCGGUGCUUUGACGUGGACAGCGUGGACAGCGUGGACCACGGCCUCGUCCUCAUCGACCUCGGCCAGAGCAUCGACAUGGAGCUUUUCCCAGAAUCCACUGCUUUCACCGCCAAGUGUCUGACGUCGGGCUUCCAGUGCACAGAGAUGCUCAGCGGGAAACCGUGGAGCUACCAGACCGACUACUUUGGGAUCGCGGGGACCGUCUUCUGUUUGCUGUUUGGGACGUACAUGCAGGUCACCAGCGAGGACGGCGUGUGGAGGACCAACGGCGUAUUCAGACGGAACCCUCACAGCGACCUGUGGCUGGACUUCUUCCACUCCCUGCUCAACGUGUCGGACUGCCGGCCUCAGCCGAGCCUCCUGCGCCUCCUGCGCCUCCGCCUGGCCUCCGUCCUGCAGCAGAGCUACGGGGGGAAGCUGGCCUCGCUGAAGAGCCGCCUGGUGGUGCUGCUGCUGGAGAGCCGGAGGGCGCCAAGUACCCCCCCUCCACCGCUCACCCCUGAUGAUCAGUUUAUACCGAGUGUCUGAGCGUCUGGUUACAGUUUGUGUACAUUAAAAAAAAAAAAACCUGUUGCAUGUAGUUUUUAUACGGUUGAGUUUUUCUCAGCUUCUAAACUCAGAGACGUCUGAGUUUCUCUGGUCAACAAUAAACUUGGUGUUGAUGUGUA
Mugil cephalus (flathead mullet) is the source of this 3884-nucleotide messenger RNA. RefSeq names its product BUB1 mitotic checkpoint serine/threonine kinase (gene bub1). The coding region runs from base 145 to 3744 and encodes 1199 amino acids. The transcript is spliced from 24 exons. Gene Ontology annotation, molecular function: ATP binding; protein kinase activity. The record is from RefSeq and is a predicted model, not a curated record. Gene Ontology annotation, biological process: mitotic spindle assembly checkpoint signaling; protein phosphorylation; meiotic sister chromatid cohesion, centromeric. Lineage: Eukaryota; Metazoa; Chordata; Actinopteri; Mugiliformes; Mugilidae.